AUGCUCAUGGCCGACUUCAACGAAACAAGAUCCCCAUUGACGUCCAAGAACGUGCAGGCGUGGGCGCGCACUCACUUCAACACCCCCUUCAAGGCAUUGCCCAAGGUAGCCACCCUGAAAUGGAUCCAAGUCGAGGACAGCUUCACCAUCAGUCGCGCGGUUUGGCGCUCGCUGGGCCGCUCAGCGCACAAGCAGUUGCUCGUCAUAGGCGGCUAUGCGCCUGGGCCCGAGGUCGACGAGCCUGUGGAUCUUGUCACCGCCCAUGUCCACGCCGAUGAGCCGGAUGUGAGCUUCUAUCGCAUCACCAAGAAUGCCAAUGGCGACAAUGAAUUGUUCCCCGUCAAUUCCACCAGCACCGUCGCCUUUCAUGCCCCCUUUUGUGAUCUUGGUGACGACACGGGCGGCUCAAAAGCCAUCCAUCGCGUCUCGGCUCUGAUCCUCUACUACUUCCUCGCCGCCGGUCACGUGAAAGAGCUGGUUCGGACAAGGGCAGACCCCACCAUGUUCACCAGAAGUUUUCGCGAUGCUUGCUCCUGGGUAGAAAAUGACGGCGAGCGGCCCAAUCUACUACCCUCGCGACGGUCGUCUGGCGCCACCAACAACUCUCCAGACACAAUGACGGUCCGACCGAAGCGAGCCUCCACCAUCUCCUCCAUUGCCCGUCUCAACAGCGCCGAAGCCGCCUGCGCACCGCCCAUCAAACGCUCCGCCACCGAUAGCAUCAGCGUCAAGAUCAAGCGUGAACGCGACGAAGACAGCCCCGCGCCCCCCAAGAAACACCCCCGCCGCACCCUCAGCGAGCAAAUCAUCCUGCCCAAACUCCAACAAGAAACCGUCCUCAGCCCGCGCAGCCCCGCCCCCGAACGUGUCAACCGCGCCCUCACCGACCGCAUCCAACACCUCAAGGACGAAAACGCCACCCUCAAGGACAACCUGCACGACAUGGAGGCCCAGAAACUCGGUCUCCAGCGCCGCCUCAACAAGGACGCGCGCCACCUGCACGCCCUCCAGACCGACAGCGACGCCAAACAUCGCAUGGGCUGCGCAUGGAUGUUGUGGCGCUGCGGGAACGGCUGGAGAAGGCGGAGAAGGAGGCCGAGGCCGCCAAGACGGAACUCAUGA
Messenger RNA from Plenodomus lingam JN3, 1122 nucleotides. The record is from RefSeq and is a predicted model, not a curated record. Lineage: Eukaryota; Fungi; Ascomycota; Dothideomycetes; Pleosporales; Leptosphaeriaceae.